UUUGUUUGUUCUUAGAUAUUUAAAAAUCAACAGGAUAUAAAUUUGAUUUUUAUUAGAAAUAUCUUCAUUAAAUUAAUUGAUACAAAGGGUAUUUAUUUAGUUAGUUAGUUACUAAAUCAACUUGUACACUCAAUAUGCCAAGUGAUUUAGAUAUAGAGUUUAAUGAAGAAUGCAUUAUUGAACAUAAUCGUCUAAGAGCUUUACAUGGAUGUCCAGAAUUAAUCCUUGAUUAUGAAUUAGCUAAAGAUGCACAAAAAUAUGCAGAACAUUUGGCAAGUGUUAAUGAACUUGAACAUUGUACAGAUACUGAUUCAGGGGAGAAUUUAGCUUUUUUUACAACUACUACAGUUGCUCAGAAAAAAGAUUUUACAGGCGUAGAUGCUACGAAAACAUGGUAUCAAGAAAUAGAGGAUUACGAUUUCAAAAAGGAAAAUCAAUUCCCUUGUGGACAUUUUACACAAGUAGUAUGGAAGUCGACUACAACAGCUGGAUUUGGUAGAGCUUGGUCAAAAGAUCGUCAUAGUAUUUAUGUCGUUGGCAGAUACGAUCCACCUGGGAAUUUUUCGGACGAAUUUCUUGAAAAUGUCCCACCUUUAAUUAGUAAGUAGAAACUAUCUUGAUUUAAACAAAAUCACUUUGACGUAUACGAAUAAAAAAGGUAUGACCACUGGUCAGCAACUGACCAGUUGUGAUUAAUAGUCGUUUGAUUUGUAUUUGUUUUUAAUGUCAAUAAUAAGGAUAGUUCAGAUAAUUUAAAUAUAUCCCAAGUUUUGAUCGUUAUGUAUAUUAAUUUAUUCUUUUAUAAAUAUUUAGUGAAUCUGAGAUCUGAUUAAGUUUGGAUCCACUAGUUCAGUUAGUAGAUGAUUUAGUCAAUAAUGUGAAGAUAACUAGUUUGAAUUUUUCCACAACUCACACGUUUUAAAUGCUAAUUAUUACGCCUAGUAGGCUAAAGAUGGAGUCAAUUUUCUUCGUUUGAGUACUUGUUUUAAUUGUAAACCAGUAAACAAGUUUGCACAACACUGAAAUUGUUUGCUUGUCGGCUUAGUGAUGAGGACAUUAGACUUCCACCCGUAAUUUUGAGAGCUCAGUAGUAUAACAAACGCCAUGAACCUUUAAUUUUUUCGCUUGAACGUGUCACUACUACUAUACAACACAGCGUUGUUACGUGGGCUUGGUAAAAGCUAACGAACACAAAUAUGAUCGAAGAUGUACAAAGUUUGGAUUUUGUUGGAUAAUUAUAAACAAUUGGCAAAGAAUACACGCUGAUCUAAACAGAAACUACUUGUUGUUGUGGAUGCUUUCAAGAAGUGACUGGAAAUACAC
Schistosoma haematobium is the source of this 1323-nucleotide messenger RNA. RefSeq names its product Golgi-associated plant pathoproteinsis- protein 1, variant 2. NCBI's taxonomy places the organism in Eukaryota, Metazoa, Platyhelminthes, Trematoda, Strigeidida, Schistosomatidae. Gene Ontology annotation, cellular component: extracellular region. Bases 135 to 608 code for a protein of 157 amino acids. The transcript has 4 exons. The record is from RefSeq and is a predicted model, not a curated record.